Molecule: messenger RNA, 603 nt
Organism: Rhagoletis zephyria (snowberry fruit fly)
Lineage: Eukaryota; Metazoa; Arthropoda; Insecta; Diptera; Tephritidae
Source: RefSeq, a predicted model, not a curated record
AUGUCGCAAGCUUUGGCUGCCAGUUUCAACAGCUGGGAAAAGGAGCGAGAGCUGUGUAACAUUCCCAAAGAAUCGGACCGAUCAACAGUGGAGAACGCGCCAUCAAACUACAUCGACUGCAUGCCCGAAUUCAGUGAGUUCUUCCAAAGUGCCCCAGCGCCGUACACACUGAAUGAUCCGAACAAAGUCUCGAUGAUGAGCACAGCAGCACCGACGAAUGUCAGCAACACUUCUCCUGCCAUAGCACCCAGUUUCAUUGACGGGAGUGGACCGAUUCAGUUGUGGCAGUUUCUACUGGAGCUUCUCACUGACAAGGAAUGCCAAAACUUUAUCUCCUGGACCGGUGACGGCUGGGAGUUCAAACUGACCGAUCCAGAUGAAGUGGCUCGCCGGUGGGGCAUCAGAAAAAACAAACCCAAGAUGAACUACGAAAAGCUAAGUCGUGGCCUUCGGUACUACUACGACAAGAACAUCAUUCACAAGACGGCUGGCAAGCGGUACGUCUACCGCUUCGUCUGCGACCUGGAGAGUCUUCUCGGCUAUUCGGCUUCACAACUGCACGCCAUGGUGGAUCUCAAGCCAGAGAAGAAGGAAGAUGAUUGA